AGCUGACCCGGUUGUGGCUGUGGCAUCAUGGCCACGUCGACAAAACAAGAACUCACCAUUCCCCUCAAUCUGUGAGGUCCCGCACCGCGGUCAACCUUCCCUUCUUCGCUUUCAUCAGGAACGCAAUAGGGCGGCACCGACGAGGCCCAAAUUGACACCUACCUACCUAAGGCAUCCUCCCGCGCCUUCCCCGUUGCCCCCCCGAGUACGAUGGAGGCAUUGGCAGCAGUUGGAGCCGCGAGCUCAAUUCUCCAGCUCCUGGACUUCACCGUCAAGCUCAUCAAGACCGGCAAAGAAGUUCGAGAGAGCGGAUCUACAUUGGAGAAUGAAGCACUGGAGAGCGUUUAUGAGCGAAUGCAGGCAUUUUUACAGCCCGUCGAGGCUCUGGCUGGGACCGUUCCCUCGCCACCACUUUCCACCACAUUCACGCACGAGAUCAUUUCAUCGGCCAAAUGCGCGCAGAAAGACUGCAGUGAAAUACUCGGAUUUUUGCGGGAACUCAAGGUCAAGAACGGUGGGAGGAAGCGGUGGGGAAGUAUGGUUGUGGCCUUCAAGUCAAUCAUAAAGCGGAGGAAAAUCGGCGAUGUCGAAGCGCGGCUAAGGAUGGAGCUGAAUCUCAUAUCUGCCGAGAUGAGCAGAAUUACUUGUGAUGAAAUCCAAAAGCUGAGGAAGGAGGCCAACACACUAGCCCAGACGAACGCCGGUAGGAUGGCGACCGACCGCGAUUUGGACAACCUGUCGAAACGGCUUGAAGACUUUUACAUCGAAUCAAGAGACGCCGGACGAUCAGUGAAAGUUGAAACACUAUGCCAGGUGACCAAGCAACUUAAAGAACAGAUGGAAGAGCUCAACUCAAUCCGGAUCAACAACAGCUUCCUCUCCAGUCUGUACUUCCCCUGUCUCAGCCACCGGCACGAAACAAUACCAGAGAAUUAUGCAAACACGUUCAAGUGGAUAUACGAUAUUCCUCGUUUCCGGGACUGGAUAGAGUGUGGCUCAGGCAUCUUUUGGAUUCACGCAAAGCCGGGUGCUGGCAAGUCCACACUGAUGAAGUUCUUGGCCGACAACCCGCAAACCAGGGCGUAUCUAGACGCGUGGGCAGCCCCGUGCAGAGUAAUCAUCGCCGCACAUUACUUCUGGAACCUGGGAAGUCCUAUGCAAAAGUCCAUGCGCGGGCUGCUGCAAACCCUGGUCUCGGAAAUCCUCCACAAAGCACCGCACCUUGUCCCACUCGCACGCAGUCUUCAAGCACCACUCACACCAUCGUCAAAUGAUACCGAGCCCUCCAAGAUCGGGAUCAAAGUCAGCCAUGGAACAUCCAAGGCAUGGACCAUGGACGGAUUGUCUAGGAUCCUCCAAGGCCUGGCUCAGAGCGAUACCGGUGAUGUCAAGUUGUGUCUUUUUGUCGACGGUCUCGACGAGUUUGAGGGCAAUCACCAAGAAGUGUGCAAAGUCCUAGGAUCUUUGGCGACAUCGCGGCACAUUAAACUAUGCGUACGACGAUUACGGAUGCUCCCGACAGACUUGGGCGAUCUCUUCAAACAUAUCCUACAUCGUAUCGAUCCAGUAUACAUGCAAAAGUCCGCGGAGCUCCUCCAGCUUGCGUUGCAUGACGACGCUAUCGUCAAGCUUCCCCCAGAAGCAUAUUAUUACCAUGAGCGGGAUUUUGAACAGGAAGACCCCGCGGCCAUGUGGCCAGUCGUCAAGCUCGGCGCCGGGGAACUCUCGUCCACAAGAGAGCUAGCGAUUCGCAGAAUCACGGCCCUCACCGGUGGUCUCUUAGAAGCCAGCUCUCAGCGUUGGAUCGAUGCUCCGACGGUAGAGUUUCUCCAUCGGACAGUUGCCGACUUUCUUAGAACCGAAGAUAUGAACAGGGACAUCCGCUCCCGGACGAGGCCAUGUUUUGACGUACACCUCGCCCUCACCAAGCUUAACGCUAUUUUGAUCAUCUCUACCUCGAGCCCGAACUACGACGAUCGGCUAUGGUCACCAACACGGAUGUCUUUCAUCAUGAACGACUAUAUCCCCAAGGUCUUUGAGGGUCACAAUACUCGCUUGACUUACCAAUUCCUGGAUCGGAUCGAGGAUCACAUAGCCAGUUGUCCCUACCCCGAAUUCAACCUGCACCACUUCAGGACCACGCUUCUUGAGUCACGCUUGUUCGACUACGUCUCGGAGAAACUAUCCAAGAACAAGAGAUAUUUUUCGGAGGUGGACAUCGACCCAGAAGACACACUACUGGAUGCAGAUAACAGCGACGCUGCUUCCGUAAUGCUCGACAUAUUCCGAAACCGCGAAAGGCAUGUCAAGUACAGUGACCUCAACUGCAGCAGUGGAAGCGGUCACAUGUGA
This is a messenger RNA of Chaetomium fimeti, 2352 nucleotides long. RefSeq lists its product as uncharacterized. Bases 211 to 2352 code for a protein of 713 amino acids. Lineage: Eukaryota; Fungi; Ascomycota; Sordariomycetes; Sordariales; Chaetomiaceae. The record is from RefSeq and is a predicted model, not a curated record. The transcript is spliced from 3 exons.